Molecule: messenger RNA, 4068 nt
Organism: Calidris pugnax (ruff)
Lineage: Eukaryota; Metazoa; Chordata; Aves; Charadriiformes; Scolopacidae
Gene: RNF168
Product: ring finger protein 168, E3 ubiquitin protein ligase
Exons: 7
Coding region: 511-2346 (611 amino acids)
Biological process (GO): double-strand break repair; protein ubiquitination
Cellular component (GO): site of double-strand break; nucleus
Molecular function (GO): nucleosome binding; metal ion binding; ubiquitin-protein transferase activity
Source: RefSeq, a predicted model, not a curated record
UCUUUGCUUACAUUGACAAAAAGUGUUUUGACUUUUUAACCCCAGCUUAAGCCACUGACUGAAUGAGGAAGAACCUUCCCUCCUGUGAUGAGGGAGGGAUGUUGUAUUUCACCUUCAGAGCAGGCUGGAACCGAGUCUGUAUCAGGAGCGGCUUUUGAAGGCCAUGUGUGGUCUGAAUAAUUGACUGACUGGAAGGUUAGGUCUGAACUGACUGGAGGGAAGGUUAAGGGACCUGUGGUAAUGUAUCCACCAAACGUGAGCGUAGCUUGUCGCUAGUGGAGAGAAUGAUGGAAGAGCUCUCGCCUUCUUUCCCCCCUCUCUCCUCACCACCUCCUUGCGAUCCCCAGAGCACCGUUUACAGCUCACUGGAAGCUGCGGCAGGAAAACCUGCUACAGUUUAUUCGUGACUUCUGGAAAGACCCACGUCUUCCUCUGAAAGCCAAGAAUCUCUCGGAUUGUGAGCAAAAGUACUGGUAUUUUACUGGUCUUGCUCCUCCACUUCAAGUCAGCAUGUCGAAGAAAUCGGAGGCCCCGCUUUCCUUGUCUGACUGCCUCUGCCAAAUUUGCAUGGAGAUCCUUGUGGAGCCCGUGACACUGCCAUGCAACCACACCCUCUGUAACUCUUGUUUCCAGCUGACCGUUGAAAAGGCCAGUCUUUGUUGCCCUUUUUGUCGGCGUCGAGUCUCUUCCUGGGCACGAUACAAUGCCCGCAGGAAUACUCUUAUCAACUGGGAGCUCUGGGAAAAGAUUCAGAAGAAUUACCCAAAGGAGUGUGAGCGUAGGAUUAACGGACAGGAUUUGGAAGAGGAAAUCUGUGUCCCCCAUCCACAACACCAGCUGAGCAAGCCUGGGGAACUGAGGCAGGAAUAUGAAGCAGAAAUUAGCAAGGUGGAGGCAGAAAGGCGAGCGCACGAACAAGAGGAGAACAAGGCAAGUGAGGAAUACAUCCAACGGCUUCUAGCAGAAGAGGAGGAGGAACACAGGCUGGCAGAAGAGAGACGGAGGGAGAUGGAGAAGCAGCUGAAGCAGGAUGAGGAGUUGGCCUGGCAGCUGAGUAACAGUCUGAAUGACAAUUCUGAAGGAUGUGUGCUCAGCAGUCCUUCACCAGCAGGCAGACUGUCAUCUGAAACAUCCCCAGUUAAUUCAUGCAAGAUGAAGAACAGAACAAGCAGCUCUGGAGACAUUCAGAAGUAUCUGUCUCCAAAGCAUCAUCAUACAGUGGGAUCAGCAUCAUUCUCUAGAGCAACAGAAAGAGGAAGGAGUGACUCCGGCUCUGCGGAGCCCAAUAGUGAUGAAGGCAGGAGUUCUGUGUGGCAAGAUGGACAAGUGGAAAUGCCAACACUAUCCCCACAGCUGACCAGUGUGGUUAAAGAUUCCAGUGCUAAGGAUUCGUUUCUGGAAUCAUGCAUGAACUAUUUCAGUGCCUCAGCUUCGGGGGACACCGACGCUGUCAAGCAGGAAAAAACACCAGGACCAAAUUGUCCAGGAGACAAAGUUCCAGAUGACCUUCAUGGAAUUGUGGAAGGGGAAGGGUCUAGAACAGUUCUUCACAGAUCUAAAGGAGAGGGUGAUGGAAUUGAGUCAGACAGUGGCAGUUUAACACACAUAGAAAGCAUAAACCGCAAAAUCUCUGCUGAAACUUGCACCCGUAUUCAGUCAGUGACAAAUUCUGUGAUGUCUGACAGCAAAAGUAUAAAAUGUGAUAUCACGAAGGUGUGCGGACGCUCGGGUGAAGAGAAACCAGAGAGACUGCAGAACACUAAGGAGACCCCCAAAAGAAAGUUGCUGGAGCCACCAGCUGAAGCAGUGGUUGACUUGUGUCUGCUUGAUAAGAGGAGAAGAACUUUUCUGGAAAGCUUAGAGGACCAAGGGGAGCAGGUAAAUGAUUUCAACUUGCAAAUGCAGAAAGCCUUUGAGCAGGAGUUCUAUGAAAGGCGUAUGCAAGAGGAGCAGGACAGGCUUCUGGCUCUGCAGCUACAAAAAGAGAUCAACAAGGAGGAAAGGACACUUAAUCGACAAAAGGGCUCUCCAGAUGAGUACCUUCUUCGCACCAAACCACCUCAGCUUGUGAAAGACUCUCCUGUGAGAAAGGGAAGUUCUAAGACGGCAAAAGACUCGAAGGUUCCAAAAAAACAGGCUGAAACAAAUCACCGCAAAACUCGGAAAGGUUCUUGCAAUGAAAACUGGCAGUCCCCUACCCGAGUCCAAGUGAAAUCGCCCAGCAUCAAGGGAGGGAAAGUUUUGAAUUGCGUGGUUAAUACCAAUGACGCAAAUGAUAUUUGUUCUCUACCUAAGAGUAAGCAAAAGACAAUCCUUCAGAUGUUUAAAAGCUCCGUUGUGGAGUAGAUCAACAGAACCGCCAGACACAUGGUGGAAUGAGAAUGGAAACCGUGGUGACGCUUUCUGCUGUGUUGGCAAAGCUUCCUGCAAACAGUUUUUUCAAGGGGGAACACUUUGGGUCACAAAGUUGUGUAUUCUGAGAAGUUUUAAUAACGUACACCCCCAGACUUUAAAAAAAUUUAGUUGGUCUUUUCUUGACUACAGCUUAUUUUCUAGCGCUUGCGUUUACAUAAUUUUGAAUGUGAAUAUUGUUAGUGCUUAAAAAGAAAAAUAACUGGUGGUUGUCUCUUAAAAUGAGAAUUCGAAGCCUUUUACAGAAAGGACGCACAUUCCACGGAGGAAACAAGCAACAAAAAUGAGUGUGUUUCCAGUUGUCUGCCAGCUGCAAGGCUGAAGCUUCACUCGGCACAACCACUGUUGGUUAAACUGAAGCACGUUGUUGGUGUUGAAGCUGUUUGUUGAAUUGCAUUGUUCACAUGACAGUUAACAGGGGUAUAACCGGGCAGUCUUGCAGAUAUGCUGUUUCCCUCUCCUUCUCAUAUACUAACCCCUUUCUUAGACAAAGAGGGGAGAAAACAGGUCAUUCUCCCGCUGCCGAAGCCAAGGAUCUUUCACAGAUGCCAAUAGUCGAAGCAGUUGCAGGUUUGUAUUUCCCUCUGUUCAUAGAGGUCACUUCUGCAGAUCUGACUCUCGCUGUUGUUCGGAAGAAGAUACUUUUGGUUUUUCUUAUUGCUAGUGUUCUGCAACUUUAUUAUUGUACAGUAACGUUACCUGUAUUUAGUGCUAUUUAAUUUUCAUACUCAAACUGGUUUGAGUAUGAUUAAGAACACAUAAUAAUUAAAAAAAUAGUUACUCCAGAAGAGUGUUAGGAUAGAGAAAGCAAAGGGGGAAAAGCAACUGAAAACUAGAGUUGUCGUGACGAUGUAACUAUAAUUAGAGUCACAAAACUACCAUGCCUGGCUCUAACCGGUGUCUUCCCCCCCAUUUUUAGAGGCACUACCAAAUACUCUCCUCCAGUUUAGUUUAAAACUGACAGCAUUCACAAGAAUCAUAAUUUAAGACACUGGGGGAAGCUGUGGCCUGUAAGAAGUUGAGGGUGGUGAAGGGUUGACCAGGUGCUGCUCAGCAAAGGGAGUCUUCCUGCCAGGUUGUUCUAUCUGCUGCUAUUGUGAAACCAUCUUGUGGCCUUUCUUUUUUUGUAAAGCUGUAUGUGCUUGGAAGAGCGCAAAGCACCAGCCCACCUUGCUGCAGCAUGUGUGCUAAUCACCAAAGUUUGCAAAUGUUUUAAAUGUGGACUUUCUUGGAACUUCAUUGAUGAGCUGUAGACUUUAACUCAGUUCUGGGAAAUCUGUUAAUAAAAUACUUCAGAGCAAUAUCUUCUGAUAUUUUAAGUUGAAAAGAAACCCAAACAAGGUGAAAUUUUAUUGAAAGCACGAGCAGCACACCAAGCCAAAAAUAUGAAUUUUUUUUUUUCCUUUGCCUGCAUGUCUCUAUUAAUGGUGGAUUUCUCAUAAAUAAAUGGUCUAUUUUAAGCUUUUUGAGAAAGUUACAACAGGUGAUCCAUUGCAAAUCACUUGCUUUUCCUUUUGCUGCCUUAACCAUUGUGCUGGAAGCUUUCCUUCACUAUAGAUCUGUUUUUGUUGAACCCCUACCUUUGUUUGCAUUGUUUUCUGUCUUGCCCAGGCAGUUAAGUAUAAUCCUUCAUUAAAGUUGUUUUUAAGACAAAGA